AUGCUCGAGAAGUCUUUGGUCGAGUCUGACCCGGAGAUUGCUGAGAUCAUGAAAAAAGAAAUCAAGCGCCAGCGCGAGUCCAUCAUCCUCAUUGCCUCCGAGAAUGUCACCUCCCGCGCCGUCUUCGACGCCUUGGGCUCGCCCAUGUCCAACAAGUACUCCGAAGGGUACCCUGGGGCACGAUACUACGGCGGGAACCAGCACAUCGACGCGGUCGAGCUGACAUGCCAGGCGAGAGCGCUGAAGGCGUUUCACCUCGACCCGGAGAAGUGGGGAGUCAACGUGCAAUGCUUGAGUGGCAGUCCUGCCAACUUGCAAGUCUACCAGGCUCUCAUGCGGCCACAUGACAGAUUGAUGGGGUUGGAUCUACCGCACGGAGGACAUCUGAGCCACGGCUACCAGACGCCGCAGAAGAAGAUUUCGGCCGUGUCCACCUACUUCGAGACGUUUCCCUACCGGGUCAACCUGGAGACCGGAAUCAUCGACUACGACCGACUUGAGGAGAAUGCGCUGAUGUACCGCCCCAAGUGCAUCGUGGCCGGCACAUCGGCAUAUUGCCGUCUGAUUGACUAUGCCCGCAUGCGCCAGAUCGCAGACAAGAUCGGAGCAUACCUGAUUGUCGACAUGGCCCACAUCUCCGGUCUUAUUGCCGCAGGAGUGAUCCCCUCGCCCUUCGAGCACGCCGACGUGGUGACCACCACCACCCACAAAUCGCUCCGUGGCCCCCGCGGAGCCAUGAUCUUCUUCCGCAAGGGUGUUCGCAGCACCGACGCGAAAACGGGCAAACAGGUGCUGUACGACCUCGAGGGCCCGAUCAACUUCUCAGUCUUCCCAGGUCACCAGGGUGGUCCUCACAAUCACACCAUCACGGCGUUGGCCGUCGCAUUGAAGCAGGCGGCCACGCCCGAGUUCCGCGCCUACCAAGAGCAGGUGGUCAAGAAUGCCAAAGCAUUGGAGAUCGAGUUCAAGAAGCUCGGAUACAAGCUCGUGGCCGAUGGCACCGACUCACACAUGGUGCUUCUCGACCUGCGCCCGCAGAGUCUGGACGGCGCCCGUGUCGAGGCCGUCCUCGAACAGAUCAACAUUGCCUGCAACAAGAACAGCAUCCCCGGCGACAAAUCCGCCCUGACCCCGUGCGGGCUCCGCAUCGGCACUCCUGCCAUGACGUCGCGCGGAUUUGGCGAAGACGACUUCAAGCGCGUCGCGUCGUACAUUGACCAGAGCAUCAAGCUGUGCAAGAAGGUCCAAGGCGAGCUGCCCAAGGAGGCCAACAAGCUGAAGGACUUCAAGGCCGCCGUUGCCAGCGACAGUGUGCCGGAGAUUCUGAAGCUUCGCCAGGAGAUCGCCGAAUGGGCCUCGAGCUUCCCUCUGCCCGUGUAA
Molecule: messenger RNA, 1380 nt
Organism: Capronia epimyces CBS 606.96
Lineage: Eukaryota; Fungi; Ascomycota; Eurotiomycetes; Chaetothyriales; Herpotrichiellaceae
Product: serine hydroxymethyltransferase, cytosolic
Exons: 3
Coding region: 1-1380 (459 amino acids)
Biological process (GO): tetrahydrofolate interconversion; folic acid metabolic process; L-serine catabolic process
Cellular component (GO): cytoplasm
Molecular function (GO): glycine hydroxymethyltransferase activity; cobalt ion binding; zinc ion binding
Source: RefSeq, a predicted model, not a curated record